AUGGCAUUCCUCAUUAUUGGCGUGUCACCAUCUGGACUUACACCUCUCAGUCGAGCAUGGGCCCAGAACGUGUCUAUUCCGCCGCGUCGUCUAGUGGGAACUCAGCGGAUCUACACUGUCGCGCUGUGGUAUUGGAGUUCAAAAGUCACCAUAGCUGAAGUUGGAGGCGUAUCCACCGCUAUAUUGAGUUCGUGGAGAGUCGCAGCCUUGGUGAUGCUCAUUGCCACAGUAUGCUCUGCCAUCGGCGUCCUUGUUGCCCUGAGUCUGGCAGGUACCACCGCCAAUCUCCCGGUAGGUCUUCUUCUAUAG
Aspergillus tanneri is the source of this 309-nucleotide messenger RNA. RefSeq lists its product as uncharacterized. Lineage: Eukaryota; Fungi; Ascomycota; Eurotiomycetes; Eurotiales; Aspergillaceae. Bases 1 to 309 code for a protein of 102 amino acids. The record is from RefSeq and is a predicted model, not a curated record. The transcript has 2 exons.